This is a messenger RNA of Olea europaea var. sylvestris, 399 nucleotides long. RefSeq lists its product as uncharacterized. Gene Ontology annotation, molecular function: nucleic acid binding. Bases 1 to 399 code for a protein of 132 amino acids. NCBI's taxonomy places the organism in Eukaryota, Viridiplantae, Streptophyta, Magnoliopsida, Lamiales, Oleaceae. The record is from RefSeq and is a predicted model, not a curated record. The transcript has 2 exons.
AUGGGUCGAGGCAGAGCCACUUGCCAAGAUCACCGAACAGAAUACAACCGUCUUUUUGUGGAAAUCAAUCAUCUACAGGCAAACGGCCAAGUCGAAACUAUUAACAAAAUUAUUAAGCAUACAUUAAAAGUAAAACUCAACUUGUUUACAGAAGGAUGGGCCGACGAACUUCCCAGUGUGCUAUGGUCUUAUCUCACCGCUGCAAGGACUAGCAAGGGAGAAACACCGUUCUCACUGGCUUUUGGUAUAGAGGCCAUGAUCACACUAGAAGUCGGCAUUCCCUUGCUGCGCAUAACUGAUUACGACAAAGAAAGGAACCACAUGGCUCUUCGUACGGAACUUGACCUAACCGAGGAGAAAAGGAACAAUGCCGAUCUUAAAAAUGUUGUUUACAAGUAG